Molecule: messenger RNA, 833 nt
Organism: Nicotiana tabacum (common tobacco)
Lineage: Eukaryota; Viridiplantae; Streptophyta; Magnoliopsida; Solanales; Solanaceae
Source: RefSeq, a predicted model, not a curated record
UUUAUAUCCACACUCACUUGUAACUUUACUCCUCUCUCUCUCUCUCUACAAAACUCCUUAGGGUUUUGAUUUUUCUUCAACAAUUUUCACAGGUCUUGACCAAAUAACAAGAUAGAUUGGUGGGUUUUUUGAUUGUACCACUGUUGGGAGUCUAAUUUUUGAGCACAAGGAAGAAAUGGAAUAAAAAUCCUAGCUUUCCCCUGACUAUGGUUUGGCAAAUUGCAGCAAAAACCCUAGUUCUUGGAAGAUGAGUUCUGAGUGGGAAUGCCACAGUUUCCGCCUUCUUAGUUUGGGAGGCUUCUGCUGAGUUGACAGAGCAAGGGCGGGUAAAGGAGGAAAAUGGAAGGAAAUGAGCAUGAAUUGAUACUGGCAUGUGUGAUUUCAGGGACCCUUUUCUCUGUGCUGGGUUCUGCUUCUUUUGCUAUACUUUGGGCAGUUAAUUGGCGGCCAUGGCGGAUUUACAGGCAACUUAUUUUCCAAAAUUUUCGCUGGAUCUUUGCCCGAAAAUGGCCGGGAUUUUUACAAGGACCCCAGCUUGGAAUCUUAUGUAGUUUCUUAUCGCUGUCUGCAUGGAUAAUUGUGAUCUCUCCGGUUGUGGUGCUUGUUACAUGGGGAUGCUGGUUAAUGUUGAUAUUGGGGCGAGAUAUUGUUGGUCUAGCUGUAAUAAUGGCUGGAAGUUCUCUGCUUCUGGCAUUCUACUCAAUAAUGCUUUGGUGGAGAACACAGUGGCAAAGUUCAAGUAUGUAUUACUUCGUCUCCUAUACAUGCGUGGAGAACAACCUAUUUGUCUGUGAGGAGGAAAUAUGAAUGUACUCAAUCGUGUUGGUUACACA